Zymoseptoria tritici IPO323 is the source of this 1209-nucleotide messenger RNA. RefSeq lists its product as uncharacterized. Bases 67 to 1209 code for a protein of 380 amino acids. The transcript has 4 exons. Gene Ontology annotation, biological process: branched-chain amino acid metabolic process. The record is from RefSeq and is a predicted model, not a curated record. Gene Ontology annotation, molecular function: branched-chain-amino-acid:2-oxoglutarate transaminase activity. NCBI's taxonomy places the organism in Eukaryota, Fungi, Ascomycota, Dothideomycetes, Mycosphaerellales, Mycosphaerellaceae.
CUUCAAAACCUGUCAACAACGUCGACCAACACUUUUCAAUCAACAAAGUCACAUCAUACCGCAGCAAUGUCGUCGUUCCCACCACCCGUCGUCAACACCAUUGACUGGGACGACAUCGGAUUUAAGGUCAGAGAAGUCAACGGCCACAUCGAAUCCACCUACUCCGUCAAGACCGGUCAAUGGACGCCUUCCAAAUUCGUCUCCGAUCCCUUCCUCCGCCUCCACGGCAUGGCCCCCGGCCUCAACUACGGCAUGCAAUGCUACGAAGGCAUGAAAGCCUCCCGCGGUCCAUCAGACAACACCAUCGGAAUCUUCCGCCCUCAGCAAAACGCCGAACGCAUGCAACACUCCGCGUCCUUCGUUUCGAUGCCGGAGAUCCCAGUCGAACACUUCAAGCAAUGCAUCCACCUCGCGGUCUCGUUGAACGCCGAGUACGUCCCGCCGCACCGCACAGGCGCAGCGAUGUACAUUCGCCCGUUGCUGUUCGGAUCAUCCGCGCAACUCGGCCUCGACCCGCCGGAGGAGUACACGUUCGUCGUCUACGUGAUGCCCACAGGCGUCUACCACGGCGUGCAUCCCGUCGCAGCAUUGAUCCUCGAGGACUUUGACCGCGCCGCUCCCGAAGGCACCGGGUCCGCCAAAGUCGGCGGCAAUUACGCGCCCGUUCUGCGACACAGCGGCAAGGCGAAGAAGGAAGGCUUCGGCAUCACACUGCACCUCGACUCCCGGACGAGAUCGGAGAUUGAUGAGUUCAGCACGUCGGGGUUCAUUGGUAUCCACGGCACGCCCGAGGAGGGAUGUACGGUUGUUGUGCCGGAUAGUAAGAAUGUGAUCAAAAGCGUCACGUCGGAUAGUAUUUGUCGGAUCGCGGAGAGCUGGGGUUGGAAGGUUGAGCAGAGGCCGAUCAAAUACGACGAGCUUCCCAAGUUCACCGAGAUUGCCGCCGCCGGCACUGCUGCUGCUCUCGUGCCGAUCAAGAGCAUCACGAUGCGCUCCAAGGGCGACACUUUCGAGUACCAGGGUGGUGGAGAUGAGCCUGGUCCCGCGGUUGUGAAGUUGCUUGCGCAGCUGAAGGGACUUCAGCAAGGCAAAGUGGAGGACACGUUUGGCUGGGUCGAGGCGGUGCGGGAGUACAAGGCUGGAGAGUAUGCUACUGAUGGAGCUGGGAAGACAGGUGUGAACGGCAAGACUCCGAGUGAGUUGCCUUGA